Molecule: messenger RNA, 3741 nt
Organism: Aethina tumida (small hive beetle)
Lineage: Eukaryota; Metazoa; Arthropoda; Insecta; Coleoptera; Nitidulidae
Gene: Oseg1
Product: intraflagellar transport protein 122 homolog
Exons: 9
Coding region: 120-3710 (1196 amino acids)
Biological process (GO): protein localization to cilium; intraciliary retrograde transport; non-motile cilium assembly
Cellular component (GO): non-motile cilium; intraciliary transport particle A
Molecular function (GO): protein binding
Source: RefSeq, a predicted model, not a curated record
CACCUAGGCAACCGCUUGCUCCAUGUAAACAAACUUCAAAUCAAAUCAACCAAAAAAUGUCUCCUACAUCCCGAAACUGACUUACGUUGUUCAAUUAUAGUUCACGGUUGUGUUAAAAAAUGCGUACCCUCCCGAAAUGGGUGGACAAACUGCAGGACGGCGACAAAGUGAGCCAGAGCAUCUACGACCUGUGCUUCAGCCCGGACGGCACGCAACUGGUGGCCGCCGGCGGUUACAGGGUGCUGAUCUACGACACCAACGACGGCCGUCUCGUGCAGGCCCUCAAGGGCCACAAGGACAAGGUGCACUGUGUCAGUUACGCCAGGAACGGCGAGAAAUUUGCCAGCGGAAGUGCGGAUAAAACCGUCAUUAUAUGGUCCAACAAGCUUGAGGGGCUCUUGAAGUAUAGCCAUGGGGAUUCGGUGCAGUGCAUCGCCUUCAAUCCGCUGUCGCAUCAGUUGGCUUCAUGUGCCGUCACUGACUUCGCCUUUUGGAGCACCGAACAGAAAGCGGUGCAGAAGCACAAGAUUUCGGGUAGGAUUAACUCCUGUUCGUGGACCAAUGAUGGGCAGUACAUAGCUCUGGCUUUGAACAAUGGGGUCAUAUCGAUCAGGAACAAAAUGGGGGAGGAAAAGAGCCGGAUAGAGAGACCCAAUGGGAUUUCUAUUUGGGCUAUCGCCUGGAGCACCCUCAAAGACGCCGAACAGACGGACAUGUUGUGUGUGGCUGACUGGAAUAAAACCUUGUCCUUUUAUACCUUGGGUGGUAAAUUAUCUGGGAAGGAAAGAUUUAUUGGCUACGAAGCAUUACGUAUGCGUUAUUUCUCCAAUGGAGAAUAUAUCCUUGUUAGUGGCAUCAAUAAAAUGAGCACCAUGUACACAAGGGACGGCAUUAAAUUGGGUACCGUUGGUGAGCCACAAAAAGGGUGGGUCUGGUGCUGUGAGCCUCACCCAAGUGGCAAUUAUGUGGCAAUGGGCUCUGAGGAUGGCACCAUCUCUUACUACCAACUAAUAUUCAACACAGUCCAUGGGCUCUACAAGGAACGUUACGCCUUUAGGGAAAACAUGACUGAUGUUAUCAUACAGCAUCUAAUAACUGAACAAAAGGUACGAAUAAAAUGCCGGGACUUGAUUAAAAAGAUAGCAAUAUACAAAAACAGGCUUGCAGUACAACUGCCGGAACGCGUGGUCAUCUACGAGUUGUACUCCAACGACGCCAACGACAUGCACUACAGAGCCAAGGAGAAGAUCACCCAAAAAAUCGACUGUAGCUUGCUGGUGGUUUGCACUGAACACUUGGUGAUCUGUCAGGAGAAGACGUUGCAGAGCAUGUUCUUCAACGGGGAAAAGGAAAAGACCUGGGACUUUGAAAGCCCCAUUCGUUACAUUAAAAUAAUCGGAGGGCCACCCGGCAAGGAGGGGUUAAUACUGGGAUUGAAAAAUGGGCAGGUGUGGGAGGUAUACCUCAACAACAUACACCCGUUGUUGAAGGUAACUGUGUCGGAUGGAAUUAGGUGUCUGGACGUCAGCCAGAGGAAGGAAAAGUUGGCGGUGGUGGACGAAUCCGGACUCUUACAAGUCUUCGACUCCAAAACAGCCGACUUGUACUUCCAAGAGCCGGCCACCAACAGCGUCGCCUUCAACACCCUGUACGAAGACAUGCUGGCCUUUAGCGGCAACAGCAGCCUCUCCAUCAAGAUCGUGGACUUCCCCGCCUAUAGGCAAAAGUUCUCGGGCUUCGUGGUCGGCCUGUCCGGCUCCAAGGUGUUCUGCCUCAACGGCGCGUCCAUGAACUCCGUGGAGUUGCCCCUGAGCGCCCCCAUGUACCAGUACAUCGAAAAGAAGAUGUUCGACGAGGCCUACAAGGUGGCCUGUCUGGGCGUCACCGACGGGGACUGGGAGAACCUGGCGCACGCCGCCCUAGAGUCCCUAGACCUGACGGUGGCACGCCUCGCCUUCGUCAAGCUUCAAGACUUCACCUUCCUCGAGCUCAUCCAGGACCUUCAAGACCAGCAGAAAAAGGGGGACGUCAACAAAGAGCUACUACUAGGCGACAUCUACGCCCACAAGGGUAAACUGAAGGAGGCGGCCAAGAUGUACUCGAAGUCGGGCCAGGAACACAGAGCCCUGACGAUGUACACCGACCUGCGCAUGUUCGACGAGGCGCAGGAGUAUGCCGGGGCGGCCGGCGACAACAACGUCCUCGUGCGACAGAAGGCGGAGUGGGCGAGAAACAUCAACGAGCAUCGGGCGGCCGCCGACAUGUACCUGUCCAUCGGGGACACCCGAUCAGCCAUCGACAUCUACGUGGAACGGGGGUGGUCUGAUCAGAUGCUGGAUUUGGGGAGAAAGUUGGACCGCACAGAGAGGGCGUCGCUUCUGCAAAUUGCGCAGUCGCUGAAACGCCUCGGGAAGUCGGACGGGGCGGCAGAGAUGUACAGGAAGCUGGGGGACAGCGAGGCGGUACUACUACUGCACGUGGAAGCUAUGGAUUGGGCUCAGGCGUUCGCCCUGCUUCAAAACUUGCCUCAAUACAAGGCUUUGGUGUACGUACCGUACGCCCACUGGUUGGCGGAAAGUGACCGUUUCGUCGAGGCCCAAAAGGCGUUCCACGCCGCCGGACAUCCGGAGGAGGCGUUCAAGGUUUUGCGCCAGCUAACCGACAAUGCUGUGUCGGAGCACCGUUUCGAAGACGCCGGGUACUACUACUGGAUAUUGUCCAGGCAGUGCCUCGACUUGAUGAAGGAUAAGGAGUAUGAAGGGAAGCAUGAGGAGUUAUUUAAGGACUUUGUGGAGAAUGAAAGGCUGGCCGGCAUUUACUACGCAUACCACGCGUUGUACCGGUACUUGGAGGAGCCGUUCACCUCAUUCAUGCCUGAAGCCCUGUUUAACAUCGCCAGGUUCCUACUAGCUGAAACCCACCAGAACAAACCCAAAGGUGUGUCCCAGUUCGCCAUAAUGUAUAGUCUGGCUAAACAGGCCAGAAAACUGGGCGCCAACAAGUUGGCCAAGCAGCUGUUCGACAAAAUCCAACAGCUGCAGAUACCGCAGAAGUUCCAGGAGCAAAUCGAGAUUGCCAGCAUCGCCAGCCGUGCCAGGACCUUCAGUGACCCGGAGGAGCUGUUGCCCAUGUGCUACCGUUGCUCCACCUACAACUCGUUGAUGGGGGUGGGCAACGAGUGCACCAACUGCGGCCAACGGUUCGUCCAUUCGUACGUUAGCUUCGAAAUCUUGCCUUUGGUUGAGUUUGUCUUAGACGAGGGCAUUUCUGAUAAUGAAGCUGUGCAGCUAAUAGAAACGCCUGUGGCUGAAGCAAACAAGGAAGGCUCGUCCUGGAAACAAAACAUCUACGACGAAGACCACCAAACCCUCCAACUCGUUGUUAAUGAAGAACCAGACUCGGACCCAUUCACAUCAAGGUUGGGGGCGUUUAAGGAUGAUGAAGGCAAAUUUGCCCCCGUUACUUUGGACAGAACUCACCUGCUGGCUCUGGAUGGCACUUCUGUGAUGAUCUGCAAAUAUGAGCAGCCACUUAAGUUUAAAUACUACAGGAACUUGCUGCCUGAUUUGCCUAUUACUAUGUGCAAUUUUUGUUUCAAGGCUUUUCACAUGGACGACUUCGAGUUGCACACUUUGCAAAAGGGCUAUUGCCCUUUUUGUCGUACCCCACUUGAUGGAAACCCCACCAACAAUGAAGCUUUUGUUAUGUAACCAUGUUAUAUAAACUUACGUCUUGUAUUUA